Messenger RNA from Labrus bergylta (ballan wrasse), 2700 nucleotides. It is a transcript of the gene gal3st1a, whose product is annotated as galactose-3-O-sulfotransferase 1a. Gene Ontology annotation, biological process: myelination; galactosylceramide biosynthetic process. Gene Ontology annotation, cellular component: membrane. NCBI's taxonomy places the organism in Eukaryota, Metazoa, Chordata, Actinopteri, Labriformes, Labridae. Gene Ontology annotation, molecular function: galactosylceramide sulfotransferase activity. The record is from RefSeq and is a predicted model, not a curated record.
AGCCUCCCAGCAGUGCUUUUUCAGCAAGAUCAGUUUUGGAGUUGAAAGUUGAGGGAGGAGUCAGGUAGUCUAAGGCAUCAGGUGUGCAUGAGAAGAGAAAGAGGAGUAGCAACCAGAUGACUAAGCCUAGUAGCACUGGACAUGUGAUAAGAGGAGAGCGGGACGGUGCUGUGCAAAUAACAGAAUGUGCAUGUUAAGAGCAGAUCGACGAAACGCUGCAGGGGGGAGAUCGGCUUGUUCUAGUGAUCUGGGGAUACAAAGGAAGAAGAUGCAGAUGGACAGGAAACACUUCUAAUUUCUCAUUGGAUGCAUGCAUGAGGAUAAUCCUGCUGGACCAUGACCGGUAAGAAAGGGAGGCAGUGGAGGUCUAUGUGCAAAGGCCUGGUCCUGGGUACCCUGCUGACCAGCUGCAUGAUCCUGCUUUACUCUCUCUCCACUCCACAGAUCCACCUCAGCCUGCCUGAGUUUCCAGUGCCUUAUUCCUGUGCCCACCGCCCCUCCCAGCUCCACCCUAAACCAACCACUAACAUCUCCCAACAAACCUCAGGCCAGACCUGUACCCCCAAAGUGGAUAUCAUGUUCAUGAAGACCCACAAAACAGCCAGCAGCACCUUCCUCAACAUCCUUUUCCGCUUUGGAGAGAAGCACCGGCUCAAAUUUGCCUUCCCUGACAGCAGAAACGACUUCUUCUAUCCAUCUGUUUUUCAGCGCUCACAGGUUAAAGACUACAGACCUGGAAUGUGCUUCAAUGUUAUCUGUAAUCACAUGCGCUUCAAUGCAAGUGAAGUUGCCAAGCUGCUACCUCUGGACACUUCCUACAUCACCAUCCUCAGAGACCCUGCUGAGCUGUUUGAGUCCUCCUUCCACUACUUUGGCCGGCUGGUGCCUUUUACAUGGAAGAUACCAGGUGAUGACAAGCUGACCGAGUUUUUAAGAGACCCAAAUUACUACUUUGAUAAAGAAGGCUUUAACUCUUUCUACCUCAAGAAUCUGCUGUUCUUCGACUUUGGACAGGACAACACUCUGGAGCUGAACGACCCGCGUGUAGAAGAGGGAAUAAAAUUCAUCACUGAGCGUUUUCAGCUAGUCAUGUUGGUGGAACACUUUGAGGAAUCCCUCAUCCUGCUAAAGGACGCCCUUUGCUGGGAGAUGGACGACUUGCUCUUCUUCAAACUUAACGCCCGCAAAGGCUCUACUGUGUCUAGACUGACCCCUGAGCUCAGGGCCAGGGCUCUGCAGUGGAACGCUGUUGAUUGGAAGCUGUACCAGCAUUUCAACCAGACUUUUUGGAGGAAAGUAAAUGCAUAUGGACGGGAGAGGAUGGCUGAGGAUGUUAUAGAGCUCAGGAGAAGGAACGAGGACAUGGCGUCCAUCUGCAUUGAGGGGGGCCGUGCUGUAGAAGCGAGCAGCAUCCAGGAGACAGCCAUGCAGCCGUGGCAGCCCUUUGGAGAAAAGUCCAUCAUGGGCUACAACCUGAAGAAGAACGUGGACAAGGUACAUCGCAAGCUAUGCCGCAAGAUGUUGAUGCCGGAGCUACAGUACCUAACAGAACUUGGGGUCAACCUGUGGAUCACAAAGCUGUGGGGCCACAUCCGAGACAUCAUCAACUGGUGACUAUGGGCCUGAGAGCAUGAGGGGCCAAUUCAUCUCUGACAAACUGUGUUAGAAGAAGAAGAAUCUGACUGUGUGGCUGUUGGAGUAAAAGAUUAAAAGGUCUAAGUCACAUUUCAAUCUUAUAUCAUGUCUCAUUUUGUAUCCACAUUGAAAUUUGUGCACUUCCUACGGUUGUGUAUCUGAUGAGUGCUUCAAAAAAAACAAGAUACUGUAGGCCUUAAAUCUACAAAUAUGGAACAACUUUAAUAAACGUAGAAGGAGCCUAAAAUAUUCUUACUCUCAGAUGUUAGCUUGUUAUGAGUGACUUGCAGUGAAGGCCUUAUGUUAUGCCCCUUAAGACAAGUGAAUAUUAGAGACUUUUCUGAUGACAGAUGUUUAACUUAAAAGAGAGAAAGCAGAGGUGAAAAUAAUCAUGAUUGCAUCUGGUCAGAAGCCUUAGAUGUACAUUGUGAUCAAAUGUCAUUCUCUGUAGCAACAUGAUUUUUGUAUUGACUUGCAAGAAAUCAACAAGUAGAAAAAAAGGUUCAUCAUAUGCAAUCAAUUACAAUAAUAUUUCUUAUGAAUCUUCUCAGUUUUUUCAGUAUAUUAUAUAUUAUACGUUUAGUUUUAACACGUUCAUUUCUCCGGGGCAUUUUGCAGUUGUAGCCAUUUCUCCUCUUUCCCCUGAUAUCAUAACAUUAAUCAUUGAAGGAUUCACUCUUGUCUGACUUGUCUGGUGUUAAACAACACCCAAGGGUGUUUGCACAGACCGUUAUCAUAGCCCGCAAGAUUCAAAUUGAAAAUAGCAUCAAUAUUAUUUGUUAUAUGUAAUCUUUUAUCUAUCUAAUUCUUUCAUUUUUUGUUGAAUUACCUUCAUAUGUGUUUAGUCUGUAUUUCUUUACAUCUAACAUAUUUACUGUCGUAAUUCAUGGACUGAUUCUUCCAUAAUUGUAAGUGUCUGAUUUUGUCCUUCAUACACCUCCCUGUUUCUCCUGGCAAUAUGUGAUCAUCUUUAGAUACUCAGAAAUGAAAUAAAAUGAAAAUUACAUGUACUAUUUCCCAUAUGAAAUGUUAUGUCUGAUUCAUAAAACGGAAUUUUCCUCUAUA